UUACGCAGCGUCCGCUUCCUCGGUGGCCUUUGUGGCUUCCUCGUCAUUCUGGCUUCCGUGGUAUUUGGAGUACUGGUGUCAGGAGUGGACCAAGACGUCGCCGCCGAUGGAAGUACAGUGGGACUCACUCUUAGUUCAUCCAUGGGGAUCCCUCUUCUUAUCAUCGGUGCCACUACAAGUGUGUUUGUGUUCACGCAAACGUUCGUGUCUUUCGAGCGCUGCCUUGAAUACACGCUACUCAGUCCAGAGGCAGACGGAGAUCAGCAUAGUUUCUUCGAUAAAACAAGGAAGGUACACGGAUCCCCUUGCGACCUGCUUACUUCUUGCAAUAUGAUACCGGCAGACGCUUCAUGGCCAACUGACGGGAGAGUGGAGUUUGACCACUACACAGCGUCGUACAAACCAGGAAUUGUGCCUGACGCACUCGCCGACAUUUGCUUCACAGCUGAACCCCGUGAAAAGGUUGGAAUUGUCGGUCGCACCGGUGCCGGAAAGUCAUCGCUAUUUAUGGCUAUUCUUCGGGUUCUGAAACCAACGCAUGGAAGCGUACGCAUUGACGGCGUCGACAUCGCAUCCGUUCCUCUGGAGAAGCUGCGCUCUGUCGUCACCGUGAUACCGCAGGACCCAAGUCUGAUGCAGGGUACACUGCGGGAUGUUUUGGACCCCACUCGCUGCCAUUCUUACGAGGAAGUAUGGCUGGCAUUGCACCAAGUAUACUUGGCCAAGUUCGUUUCGUGUCACCCAGACAACGUAAUGCUGCGUGUGGAAGACGGUGGGAAAAACCUCAGUGCUGGCCAGAGACAGUUGGUGUGUCUCGCAAGAGCUCUUCUUCGGCGUCCCCGCGUGCUCCUAAUGGACGAGGCCACGUCACACAUGGAUAGCGACACGGACAGGCUCGUUCAAAGCACUCUGCGACAGAGCUUUACACACUGCACAGUACUGACUAUCGCCCACAGGCUGGACACUGUGCUCGACUACGACAAGAUCCUGGUGAUGGAAGAUGGACGGAUGGUUGAGUUUGGGCCGACACAAUUGCUAGCUUCGAGUCAGCAGUCAGCCUUCCAUGGAAUGCUGCGGCAAGCUGGACUGGCUAGAAGUUUUAGUGAACCGUCUGAGUGUGAUUUGUAGGGCGUAUCGCGCUGGCCGUUAACUCGAUUAUCGCA
This is a messenger RNA of Dermacentor silvarum, 1163 nucleotides long. RefSeq names its product ATP-binding cassette sub-family C member 3. The record is from RefSeq and is a predicted model, not a curated record. Gene Ontology annotation, molecular function: ATPase-coupled transmembrane transporter activity; ATP binding; ATP hydrolysis activity. Gene Ontology annotation, cellular component: membrane. Gene Ontology annotation, biological process: transmembrane transport. Lineage: Eukaryota; Metazoa; Arthropoda; Arachnida; Ixodida; Ixodidae. Bases 142 to 1128 code for a protein of 328 amino acids. The transcript has 7 exons.